CAAGCCUCCCUACGCCUCUGCUCCCGGAACGGCAGCGUCGCAGCUGCCGCUGAUCCACCUGGGGGAUGCCCGCGGGCCUCACGGAACCGGCCGGCGCCGCUCCUCCAGCCGGUGUGAGCGCCUCCGGGACCGUGACCAUGGCCCCCGCUGGGACUCUCCCUGUCCGGGUGGAGAGUACUCCGAUGGCCUUGGGCGCCGUGACUAAGGCUCCUGUCAGUGUCUGCGUGGAGUCCACGGUGUCCCAGCCCCUGCGGUCCCCCGUGGGGACCUUGGUGACCAAAGUGGCUCCUGUCAGUGCUCUUCCUAAACUCAGCAGCGGCCCUCCGCUGCCUGCUCCUCAGAUAGUCGCUGUGAAAGCCCCCAACACCACAACAAUCCAGUUGCCUGCUAAUUUGCAGCUUCCUCCAGGAACAGUUUUAAUCAAAAGUAACAGUGGCCAAUUGAUGUUGGUGUCUCCUCAGCAAGCUGUGACAAGAGCAGAGACCACUAGUAACAUAACUUCAAGGCCAGCUGUACCAAUGAAUACUCAUACAGUCAAAAUUUGUACAGUGCCGAAUUCUGGUUCACAGUUAGUUAAGAAAGUGGCAGUGGCACCUGUUAAAAAAUUGGCACAAAUAGGAACUACUGUGGUAACCACUGUUCCAAAGCCUUCCUCAGUACAGUCUGUGGCUGUGCCAACCAAUGUUGUCACAGUUACUCCUGGAAAGCCCUUGAAUUCUGUAACUACCUUGAAGCCUUCAACUUUGGGAGCAUCACCUGCCCUGUCAAAUGAGUCCAGUCUCAAAGCAGAGAACUCAGUAGCUGCUCAGGCAGAUCUUUCUCCGGCGAUGCUAGAAAAUGUGAAGAAAUGUAAGAACUUCCUUGCCAUGUUAAUAAAACUAGCGUGUAGUGGAUCACAGUCCCCAGAAAUGGGGCAGAAUGUUAAGAAACUGGUGGAACAACUUUUGGAUGCAAAAAUUGAAGCAGAAGAAUUUACUAGACAACUGUAUGUUGAACUCAAGUCUUCACCUCAGCCUCAUUUAGUUCCUUUUCUUAAGAAAAGUGUGAUUGCCUUACGACAACUCAUGCCCAACUCCCAGAGCUUUAUUCAGCAGUGUGUUCAGCAGACUGGUAGCGAGGUAGCCAUUGCUACCUGUACCACAACAGCAGCAACUUCUCCCGUGGUGACGACAACAGUUUGCUCCAUCCAGUCUGAAAAACCCAUCGUCGCUUCUGGAGCAGCAGCACCCAGUACUGUGUCAGUGCCAGCUCUGAAUCCACUUGCUGGCCCAGGGGGAGCAAAACCAGGAGCUGUGACACUUCAUUCUGUGGGCCCACCUGCUGCACCAGGAGCAACAGCAGCUGGAACUGUUUUGCUUCAGACUCCAAAACCACUUGUGACAUCUAUACAGAACACAGUCACAGCAGUCACCCUUCCGCCUGAGAAGCCAGGUGUCUCUGGGGCAGCAGUCACACUGGCCCUCCCCGCGGUGACUUUCGGAGAACCUUCAGCAGCAGCUAUCUGUCUUCCGUCUGUGAAACCUGUCAUGACCUCUGCUGGGACCACAUCUGACAAGCCUGUCAUUGCUCCAGUCCAGAUCAAACUUGCACCCCCGGGCCCUGUCCUUUCUCAGCCGGCUGGUAUUCCACAGGCAGUUAAAGUCAAACAACUAGUAGUCCAGCAGCCUUUAGGAGGUGUCACAAAACAAGUGACCACGCUUCCCCAUUCCUCAACAUUGACCAUUCAGAAAUCUGGACAGAAGAAGAUGCCAGUGAGCACUGCAAUACCUACCAGUCAGUUUCCUCCAGCUUCCAUUCUAAAGCAAAUUACCCUGCCAGGAAAUAAAAUUCUGUCACUCCAAGCAUCUCCUAUUCAGAAAAAUAAAGUAAAAGAGAAUGGAACAACAUCUUUCAGAGAUGAAGAUGACAUCAAUGAUGUGGCUUCCAUGGCAGGGGUCAACCUCAGUGAAGAAAAUGCCUGCAUCUUAGCAACAAACUCUGAACUGGUUGGCACUCUGGUUCAGUCAUGUAAAGAUGAGCCUUUUCUUUUCAUCGGAGCUCUGCAGAAGAGGAUUUUAGACAUUGGUAAAAAGCAUGACAUUACAGAACUUAACUCUGAUGCUGUGAACUUGAUCUCCCAUGCAACACAGGAGCGAUUACGAGGCCUUCUAGAAAAACUGACUACAAUUGCUCAGCAUCGAAUGACAACAUACAAGGCAAGUGAAAAUUACAUCCUGUCUAGUGACACCAGAUCACAGCUCAAAUUUCUUGAAAAGCUGGAUCAAUUGGAGAAGCAGAGAAAGGAUUUAGAAGAAAGAGAAAUGCUACUUAGGGUAGCCAAGAGUCGUUCCAAUAAAGAAGAUCCAGAACAGCUGAGAUUAAAGCAAAAAGCCAAAGAGUUACAACAGUUGGAGCUUGCUCAGAUACAACAUAGAGAUGCCAACCUCACAGCUCUUGCGGCUAUCGGACCAAGAAAGAAGAGACCACUAGAAUCUGGGUCUGGAAGUGAGGGCUUAAAAGACAACUUUCUUGCUUCUGGGGCAUCCAGCCUGACAGCCACCAAACAGUUGCUUCGUCCAAGAAUCACAAGAAUCUGUCUCAGGGACUUGAUAUUCUGUAUGGAACAGGAAAGAGAGAUGAAGUAUUCUCGAGCUCUGUACCUUGCCCUUCUGAAGUGACCACUCCAGUCUCCAUCCAGAUCCGUGCUGUUUACUGCCAAAGAAGACAUAAAGAGCAUUGUUGCACUCUCCUGAAAUGUCAGUUUCUGGAAAAUAAUCACCAAUAGGGAAGAUAAUUGUUUACAGUUAUAAACUUUUAUUGAAUCUUACUUACACAUCCCACGGGGUUCUUAAUGACUAGAAUUCAACUUUGUCUUCUGGAAAUUGGUUAUGAAAUGCAGUUUACACAGACGUAGGCUUCUGCCUACCUGUGGCUUUAAUUACAGCAAGUUAAGGCCCUGUUUGUCACCACCUGCUUCCUUUGCCAAACUGUUAACAGGCGAGGUGUCUUUCCCUAAUACGGCCUGCAUUACGACGCAGGGAAAAGAGAGGAAGAGUCACUGCUUACCAAGGAGACUGUCUCAUCCUCUACCGAACUUGUCUCAAAGUGUUAGGUUUUCUAGGCUGGGAUCAGAAGUUGCUUAACUAAUUGUGACAGUCACCUUCUGUAGUUGCAGGUGACAAGCCACAGUGUCUGUGGUGACUUUGGUCAGCUGAGUCCCGGUGUUGUCGAAACGGAGACAAAUGGGGAUAGUUUGUGCCUGAGGUGGCUCAUUCUCUGGGUCGUCACCAUAUGCUGCUUCUGAUACCAAGUGAGGGGGACGUCCUCAUCAGGGAAGCUUUAAGAUGGAAGCUGCUGAUAUACCUCACUGAAGAACGGAAAAGGUGGGAAGCACUGAAAGGAACGAUGGGGCACGCGUUCAGACUGAGGAGGGAGAAUGGAAAUGGACCCACAGAACAGGAAGUGUGCUGCGCCUGCGUCCUGCGUUCCAGGGUGGAAUUGGAACUCCAUGACGGGUACAUGUUUUGUUGACAGGACAAAAUCACAGCCCAACCAAAAAAGGAGAAUGUAUCAAACAUUUUCAAACUUACAGAAUUUCAAAAGGAAGAGUUAUUUUUUGUUUUGUGUAUUGUUUUAAAUCUCAAGAAGGAAUAGUUUUGUAAAAUCCUUUUCAUUACCGCAAGUUUUAAGCAUCUUGUUGCAUUUAAAAAAUACUAAUCGAUGAUUAGAAAUUUUUAACAAUAGAACUCCAUUUUGGAUUCUAUACCCAAAAGGUAAUGUCAUCAUUUCAUUGUUGGAGAUCUUGGCUCUAAAUGUAUUAUGAGGAGCAUGUCAUAUAUAUAUAUACAUAUGUAUAUAUAUGUAUAUGUGUGUGUGUGUGUGUGUGUGUGUGUGUGUGUGUGUAUUCAUCUGAGGAGGAAGCUGGUUUGUAAAGCAAACUGUUUUUUUUUUUUUUAAUUUUAAUUCCACCUUUGUGGCACGUAGCUGGUGGAAAAUAAUAGCUGUAUGUAGAAUCCCAUACAGAAAGAACAAGUAAAUGCUCCAAGAAGAUUUUUUAAAAAUGGGCAAGCUGUGCUUCUUACAAAAAGAAUUCAAGGAGAAAAGAACGCAACUCUAGUGUGUUCGGUAUGUUACUCCUCAUCCUGUUCUUUCCACUGGGACUGUUCUGGCCAUGUUCUAUACUGUAGUAAAUGUUAAAGUGGCCAUUUUUGUUUCAGCAAGUUAUGUAAAAUGCUAUAAAUUACGUAUAUGUUAAAAGAGAAACUUUCAGAAGAGAUCUGUAUCUAAAGUUGUUUUUGUAUAUUUAAAUGCUUAGCUUUAUUUUUUUGUAAAGUGCAGCAUAUUCCCAUAUUUGUGUA
Molecule: messenger RNA, 4337 nt
Organism: Hyaena hyaena (striped hyena)
Lineage: Eukaryota; Metazoa; Chordata; Mammalia; Carnivora; Hyaenidae
Gene: TAF4B
Product: TATA-box binding protein associated factor 4b
Exons: 15
Coding region: 66-2657 (863 amino acids)
Biological process (GO): DNA-templated transcription; transcription initiation at RNA polymerase II promoter
Cellular component (GO): transcription factor TFIID complex
Molecular function (GO): DNA binding; protein heterodimerization activity; RNA polymerase II general transcription initiation factor activity
Source: RefSeq, a predicted model, not a curated record